Molecule: messenger RNA, 1086 nt
Organism: Eruca vesicaria subsp. sativa (arugula)
Lineage: Eukaryota; Viridiplantae; Streptophyta; Magnoliopsida; Brassicales; Brassicaceae
Source: the annotation of a GenBank genome assembly
CACACAAAAAGUUUGAAAAACAAAAAAAAAAGACAUCAAAGGUUUUAGAGAAGUGAGAAAAAUUUGUAGGCUGUAGACAUGGAGAAGUAUGAGAUGGUGAAGGAUUUGGGAUUUGGUAAUUUCGGAUUGGCUCGGCUUAUGCGUAAUAAAAAAACAAACGAGCUUGUGGCUGUCAAAUUCAUAGAUAGAGGAUACAAGAUAGACGAGAACGUUGCAAGAGAAAUCAUCAAUCAUGGAUCUCUCAAUCAUCCCAACAUUGUUCGGUUUAAAGAGGUUGUCUUAACUCCGACACAUCUUGGAAUUGUAAUGGAAUAUGCAGCUGGAGGAGAACUGUUCGAUCGGAUAUCAAGCGCAGGUCGAUUCAGCGAAGCUGAGGCUAGAUAUUUCUUUCAACAACUCAUUUGCGGAGUGCAUUACUUACAUGCAAUGCAAAUAUGCCAUAGAGAUCUGAAACUAGAAAACAUUUUGCUUGAUGGAAGUCCAGCACCCCGACUAAAAAUUUGUGAUUUUGGCUACUCAAAGUCUUCUAUUCUGCAUUCAAACCCUAAAUCAACGGUGGGGACUCCGGCAUAUAUAGCACCGGAAGUUUUCGGUCGUUCGGAAUAUGACGGGAAGAAAAUAAUGGCUGUUAAGUACAAGAUUCCAGGAUAUGUUCACAUAUCUGAAGAUUGCAGGAACUUGUUAUCUCGUAUAUUUGUUGCUAAUCCAUCACACAGAAUUACGCUCAAAGAUAUUAGGAGUCAUGCAUGGUUCCUAAAGAAUUUGCCAAGAGAACUAAAGGAGUCCGCACAAGCAGUCUAUUACCAAAGGAAUGUUAAUCUUAUUAACAUUUCUCCUCAAAGAGUAGAGGAGAUUAUGAAGAUACUUGGUGAGGCAAGAACAAUUCCAAACCUUCCACGCCCACUUGAAUCCCUUGGAAAUGAUGAAAAAGACGAUGUUGAUGAAGAGGAAGAAGAAUAUUUGGAUGCUAAUGAUGAAGAAUGUGAUGAUGAAUAUCCAUAGACAAAAAAGUUAUUUAAUGUUGUCAAAUUAUUAGAAGGACUUGUAAUUUUAUUUUUGAAUUUGAUUUUAAGUUAUUAAGUUAAG